Molecule: messenger RNA, 471 nt
Organism: Colletotrichum graminicola M1.001
Lineage: Eukaryota; Fungi; Ascomycota; Sordariomycetes; Glomerellales; Glomerellaceae
Exons: 1
Coding region: 1-471 (156 amino acids)
Source: RefSeq, a predicted model, not a curated record
AUGUCAGACUCUUCCGACUUUGAUGACGACUCAUGCACGUCGACCCUGGGUUGCGAUAGAGCGGGCUGCCACGACGAGGGCGGCAGCGAGGAGGGCGGAAAUGUGCUCUUCUCAAAUCCCUCGUUCACGGGGCAGAAUAGGGCCUCGCUCGUGGUGCACAAGCAAAAGAAACACGCGGUAGAGGAACGUCGUGCGCGCCACGCACAGAGCUCGCCCGCAGGGUCUUCCGCCGCGUACCCUCUGGAUCUAUACCUCGUCGACACUGAAGGAGCCACAAGGGGAUACAGGCUUGUCGCCGCAGGAGUGGAAGCCAGUGGCUCGUUUACUCUCCCAAGAGAGGAGCACGAUGAGUCCGAUGAAGUAGCGCCAAUAUGGGCCAUAUUCAUAUUCAUCUGCAUAUUCAUUGCCUUUGGUGGCAUUAUAUUGAGAUCUGAAUGGCACCAUACAAACCCGGUAGACGAUGGCUCUUGA